Molecule: messenger RNA, 249 nt
Organism: Patella vulgata (common limpet)
Lineage: Eukaryota; Metazoa; Mollusca; Gastropoda; Patellidae
Exons: 2
Coding region: 1-249 (82 amino acids)
Source: RefSeq, a predicted model, not a curated record
AUGAUGUAUUUACUGAUUGCCGUUUUGUGUGUAUCGGGAGGAUAUGUGUCUGCUCAGGCGCCAGCUUUUUGUAAAGGUGCGGAAUGUCCCAUGUUUACAACCAUAUCAUCAACUCAAUUACAAACAUUGGUGAACAAUAUCAACAAUCCUCAAUCAUACGACAAUACUUACUUUAUGACAGCCACCUACGAUAGUCCUUCAGUUAAAACUAACAGACACAACGAAGUCUGGUUGAAAAAGAUCGCAUAA